Molecule: messenger RNA, 639 nt
Organism: Rotaria sp. Silwood2
Lineage: Eukaryota; Metazoa; Rotifera; Eurotatoria; Philodinida; Philodinidae
Source: the annotation of a GenBank genome assembly
AUGCAAGAUGAAGAAAAUUACCUUGCUAGAUAUGACAUUUACGGAAACAACGAUCCGGGCGAUGAUGAUAACUAUGACUUCAUGGAAACUACAGUAGAAGAUGAAUACGAACCCAUAGACGAUUUCACUGGCCAUGGUGGAGACCACAGCGAAGGCUGUGACGAUAAUGAUGAUGAAGAAAAUGAAACAGGUCAUCACGAGGAUGAUGGUAAUAACGACAAUGAAGGGCAUAGGAAAGGUCAUCGCGAGGAUUAUCGUGGGGAUGAUGGUAAUCACGACGAUGAAGGACAUGAAGGAGAUCAUCACGGAGAUUACCGUGGAGAUGAUGGUAAUAAUGAUAACGAAGGACACGGAAGAGAUCAUCGCGGGGACCAUGACGGAAACGAAGGCUAUCCCCAACUUGAAGGAACAAACUAUGCCCAAGGGGAAGGUUUUGGCCAUCCUGACGCCUCUGGCACAAACUACGCUCAAGGCGAAGGUUUUGAUCAUCCUGACGCCUCUGGUACAAACUCCGCUCAAGGCGGAGGUUUUGAUCAUCCUGACGUCUCUGGUACAAACUACGCUCAAGGCGGGGGUGUUGACCAGUCUCAAAUGUAUGGUGCUGGGUUUCCAGGAGGUUAUGGCGAAGGCCCUGGCUAA